This is a messenger RNA of Cercospora beticola, 2377 nucleotides long. RefSeq names its product transcription initiation factor TFIID subunit 12. The record is from RefSeq and is a predicted model, not a curated record. Lineage: Eukaryota; Fungi; Ascomycota; Dothideomycetes; Mycosphaerellales; Mycosphaerellaceae. Gene Ontology annotation, molecular function: DNA binding; protein heterodimerization activity; TBP-class protein binding. Gene Ontology annotation, biological process: DNA-templated transcription initiation; RNA polymerase II preinitiation complex assembly. Gene Ontology annotation, cellular component: transcription factor TFIID complex; SLIK (SAGA-like) complex; SAGA complex.
UUCAGACCUCACGUAGCCGUGCAUCAAACACGCGACCGCUUUCACAGAAGGAACAGUCUGCCGCUUUCUUCACGACGCCACGAUCUGCAACUGAUCGAACAUUCCUCGAAAUCGGUCGUCUAUCGUUCACGGAGCUGUGCUUGUGCGCCCGGCGAUCGGUGCGACUGGCCUUCUCAAUCGUGACCGCGCUGUCGCCCGCCCAUCUUCCGUCCGUCCCACCAACCGUUACGCCAUAGAGCGAUCACACACCCUCGCCGACCAUCCAUAUCAGCUCAGCCGACGUGACCAUGGCGCAACCUCCGAGCUCUGGGAACCCGGUCAUGAUUCGGCCAGAGCAGAUCGACCAGCUGCCAUUCCUUGACGCUCCCUCGAAGCUCCAGUAUAAGCAAGGAUUGACGCAGAUAUGGAAUCAGUUCAACAACAGCCCGGAAGGCAGUGACCAGCGCAAAGAGGCAGAGACAAAGAUUCGUACCGCAAGCAGUCGACUCAUGGCUCAGCUUGCGAACAGGAAUCGCCCAAACUCAGCGCAGGGCCAGCCUGGGCAACAGAACCAGCAGCCGCGACCGGCACAGCAGGGCGGGCAGCCACAGCAGAUGUCGCAGCAACAGCAGGGACAACAGCCCGGCCAGCAGGCUGGUCAAAUGACCCAGCAGCAAAUGGCGCAGGCUCAAGCGGCUGCUCGCGCGCGACAGCAAGGUCAAGGAGGACAGGGCGGCAAUGCGAUGGGAAACCAACAACAACUUCCUCAGCUCAUGCCAAAAUCGCAAGAAGAUCUCGACAAUGUCGUAUUGACGAUUCCUGCAGAGCAACAGCAAGCCUGGCGCAACCAAGCCCACUCCAUCCUCGCCAAGCGCGAUCAGAUUUUGAACCAGGCGCGCAGCGUACAGAGCCAGCUCAGUAGAUAUCAGCAAUCACAACAGCCAGUACCGGAAAACAUGCGGAAGAAUUUUGAGGCCGCAAAGCAGGCGGUCGCUACUGUGAACCAGAACUGGAACAAUUGGAAGGCACGUGGCGAAGGCAGAGCCGAUGGUGCUCAGCAAGCCCGUCCCGCAACUCAGCAGGGCGCAGUGAAUGCUACGUCGCAACAGCAACAGCCGGACGCCAAGCCUACAAAUGGAUUGCCUUCUCCCCCACAGCCACAAGCUGGCUUCCAGCAGAAUCAACAAGGCGCUUCUCAAAACCAACAGAACGCGCAACCGCCGCAAGCCGCAAAUCAACAGCAGAUGGCGCAGAGCUCGGGUCAACCGCAGCAGCAACCGCAGCAGCAGCAAAAUUUUCCACAGCAGAAUAACAUGGGCUCGCAGAUGCAGCAGCAACGGCCACCGCAGAUCAACACGAGCAUCCCGAACCAGGCUGCCACUGGUCAGCAGUCCGGCGCGCCGCAGACGGCGAUGCCCAACAGUGCGGGACAGAAUGGUCGGCAGCCACAGCCUCUUACUCAUCAAGCUGCUAUGGCGUCCGCUGCCGAGUCCUAUCAUCGCGAAAACCAGCCUCAGCAACAGGGGCCGCAGGCUCCUCAGAUGCCCAACGGGCUCCCAUUCAGCACGCAGCCGAACAAUACGUCGCAGCAGAAUACGCCCACCUACCCAAAUCUGCAGACAACACAGCAAAGCAGCGCCAACACCAAGUUCCCGAUCCCGAAAACCCUUCAACUCGGACCACAGACUCAGCAGCCCGUGCCUGGCCCGCCUGCGCGCCCAACAUACAACAAUGCCGGCAUGAUGCAGCAACCUGGCAUACAGCGCCCGCCGCCCUUCACUCUGGAGGGCGAAGGCGACCGUGUGCUGAGCAAGCGCAAACUGGACGAGCUCGUGCGGCAAGUGACUGGCGCUGCGCCAGCAGCCUCGGAUAGCGAAUCAUCCAACGUUCUUAGCCCCGAGGUGGAGGAGGUCAUGCUGGAGCUCGCCGACGACUUCACGGAUAGUGUGCUCGGAGACGCUUGCAAGCUCGCAAAGAUGCGACCCAACCAGACACUCGACAUUCGUGAUAUUCAAAUCGUGCUCGAGCGCAAGUAUGGGAUCCGUAUUCCAGGCUACAGUUUGGAGGAGGCUAGAACAGUCAAGAAGUUCCAGCCUGCAGCUGCGUGGCAGAACAAGAUGCAGGCUGUGCAAGCAGCGAAGGUCAUGGGAGGAAGAGAUCCUUAGACAACAUGCAUUCGUGCUAUCAUCAAUAUUUCAUCAAGGUGCAGAUGUCGCUUUGGCAUUUGUAAUCACGGUUCAGGUUGAAGAAAAUGAGGGAUCUGCUUUCAGCGAGGCGUCAAGGCAUCGGGAAAUACCUAUUGUACUUAUAGCACAGAGUCACACAGCUUGAAUCAGUUUGGAACAGCAUGCAUUACGUUGUCAGAGAGCGAACUUUCCACAUGCCCGACGACCCUGCC